UUAAAUCCACAGCUGAAGGCUGUAAAGAAGCUGGCAAAGAAGAGGGGAUGCAACUUCUAAAUGGGAGACUGUGUCUUCUGAAAAGUGAUGUUUCCUGGGUUCUCUAUGGCUGGACACACUUUAUCACCUUUUCUUGAUCUGUUUUCGUUUUCCUCCUGUGUGUUCUGUCUCCUGCUUGGCACCAUAGUCAUUUCAAAAAGGUAUUUCCUCAUGCAGAGUCCGGUAGGGAGGGGGCUGUGUGGGGGAUCGGUGGCUAUGAGACAGAUAGUUACAUUUUGCUCGUCAAGCUCACCGAUCCCCUAUACCGGAUUCAGCUGCGGGUGGAAAUAGUCAGGAAUAAAACAACGGUGCCCAACAGGAGACAGAAAUGGCACAGGGGAGAUCGAACACACCCGAGAGCUGAGAGAACGUGUGCAGCUCCGGACUGUACAGGCACUGUGGGUGCGAUUUUACUGCAGAGCGACGGAAGCAACAUGCAGCAAUACUGAUAAUGGAACAAUUAGGGUGGCAAACUGCUUGUUCUGGUCCACAUUGCUAUUUUUUGAAAAGAAAAUAGCGUCGCCAUAUAAUUUAACCAAAUCAGGAAAAUAAAUUGGGGGGGGGCAUGGUACCCUUGUGCCCCCCAGUUCCGACGCGUAUGAUGGAAGUGGUGGCACAAAGCAGUGAGAAGCAUGCAGCCUGAUAACUUGUUCUUGUGUUCAGGUGAGACCGGAAAGAGAGACGUUCCCGUCGCACGAUGCUCUGAGAGGAGAUGCUUUCUUUGGACUCUGGAAGUGUAAAAUGCAAUGUAAGCGGUGCUGCACAGGGAAUAAAUGGAAGAGAGGGUGAUGUAACACUCCUGGAGAAGGGGGGGGGGGGGGUAAAUGAAUUAUGCAGCCAUGUAAGAAAUUGAUGUAGCUUACGUCACGUGUGGUAUAAAACCACUUGCACAAUGUCCCAUCCUAUCUGCUAUAGGGGCCGUGCAACUAAGAGAGGAAAACUUUCUGGACCUGCUGCAGGCAGGGACUGUGGCAACAGAGAAGGGACAGACAACCUGCUUAGGUACUCUCUGCACUAUUUCAACUUGUCAGCUAACCUGAGGGGAGCAGAUUUACAGUUAUGGAGCAAAAAGUAAGAUCCAAUUCCUUUGCCAUGAUCCCUAUAGUUGUUGCACUUUUGUGCAGGUGGGUAGAAACAAGAGUUUACUCUGCCCCUUGUGAGACUGUAAGGAUACCUAUGUGCAGGAGUAUGCCCUGGAAUAUUACCAAGAUGCCCAACCACCUCCAUCACAGCACUCAGGAGAAUGCCAUCCUGGCUAUUGAACAGUACCAGGAGCUUGUGGAUAUUAAAUGCAGCCCUGUGCUUAGUUUCUUUCUGUGUGCCAUGUAUGCCCCUAUCUGUACCCUGGAGUUUCUCCACGACCCCAUUAAGCCUUGCAAGUCAGUAUGCCAGCGAGCCAAGGAUGGCUGUGAACCCAUCAUGAAAAUAUAUAACCAUAGCUGGCCUGAAAACCUUUCAUGCGAUGAUCUGCCAGUGUAUGAUCGAGGAGUGUGUAUCUCCCCUGAAGCCAUAGUCACUGAUCUCCCUGAAGAUAUAAAGUGGAUGGAGUUUACACAGGAUGUCAUAGUCCAAGAAAGGCCAAGAAUGAAUCACUGCAAAAGUUUAAAUAUGGAUCAAUGCAGAUGCAAAUCAAUUAAGCCAUCUCUGACCAUGUAUUUAUCUAAAAAUUAUAGCUAUGUAAUCCAUGCAAGAGUAAAAAGCAUCACUAGAAGUAGCUGCAAUGAAAUAACAACAGUGGUUGAGGUUAAAGAGACUCUGAAGUCUUCAACAGCAAUCCCCAGAUCUCAGGUUCCGCUUAUUACUAACUCAUCUUGUCAGUGCCCACAGCUGUUACCCAACCAAGAUGUGCUCAUUAUGUGCUACCAGUGGCGCUCAAGGAUGAUGCUCCUUGAUGGCUGUUUGGUGGAAAAAUGGAAAGACCAGUUAAACAAAAGGUUCAAGAGAUGGGAACAGACAUUACAAGAAAAGAAGGCAAGAAACACCCAGGAGAAGAUAAAAAAUACCAGCCGCUCAGGACGCAGUGGUGUGCCAAAGGUAACCCCAAAGAAUUCAGGCACUGCUUCUGGGAAACAAAAGAAGAACAUCAAAACCAAGAAGGAUCAGAAAGAUAAGCGAGCUUGAGUCCAAAAAAAUAUCAAAUUAAAGACAUUGUGUUUGCAUAAAGGUCACUUGCUGGCCUCAGUGGCAUAACAUUAUAUCAAACCCACCGAUAAAUGACUUUUAUUGGCUGCACUUUAUAUGUAAUGUUUUCUUGUUUUUUUGUCUUGACCGCUGCAAACCAAAGAUUCCAGAUUUGCACAGAACCAUUGAAGUGUUAUGGUGAUUAAAUUAAUUCACUGCAUUUGAUCUCUUGCACACAUACCAUCUGAAGUUUGUGUGUCAAUAUGUAAUGUUGUAUAUGUUUUUAAUUAUAUAUCAUAAGGCUUUAACAUAGGAGUAACAGCAUACAGUAAGUAUUUGUUUUUUUGUUGCACUUCAGGCUGGAUACAGUUGUUUAAGGAUUAUACAACAUGGUUAAUAAAUGUUGCUGCUAGAAGAAAGCAGUCCAUGUUCUUAAA
Molecule: messenger RNA, 2597 nt
Organism: Xenopus tropicalis (tropical clawed frog)
Lineage: Eukaryota; Metazoa; Chordata; Amphibia; Anura; Pipidae
Gene: sfrp4
Product: secreted frizzled related protein 4
Exons: 6
Coding region: 1099-2160 (353 amino acids)
Biological process (GO): animal gross anatomical part developmental process; negative regulation of canonical Wnt signaling pathway
Cellular component (GO): extracellular region
Source: RefSeq, a predicted model, not a curated record